UUUUUAUAUAUUUAUUUACAACAACAACAAAUGAAUAGCCGAGAACAGGCUAAAGCUUUAGGAUUAGAAGAACAUAUUACCUGCUCUCUUUGUCAAGAUUAUUUGUCGGAUGCUGUUACACUUACUGGAUGCCUUCAUUUUUUUUGUCGUUCUUGUUUAUUGCAACAUUUAUCUUCAGCUGGUCCAGAUUCAAGAAAAUGCCCAAAAUGUAAAAUUGAACUUGGAAAUGAACAUAUUUACAAAAGGGAUUUGAGACUGCAGGAAUUGGUCUACAAAUUAGUCCCAGAUCUUUUUUGGCGUCAAUUACGUCGCGUAGCACGCCGACAACAUCGUUCCUCACGUGAUUCAAAUAAUGGUUCUUCUACUACUACAGCUACACCUUCCGAAAGACGAAUUCAGCAAAGGCGAAUGUUACUUCAAUUAUCAACUCAAUUAUGUUCUCCAAACGAAAAUAUUUCACUUCAAAUUGAAUAUGUUCCUUUAACAAAAGUUUUGGCUGCUAGUGGGGAUGAUUCUUUAGUGUCUUUAUCUGAAAAAAUUGCUGCAACAGAAAAUCAUAAGGAGGGAGAAAAUGAGGAUAAUCAACAACUUCUUGGUGAAGAACAAAUUAUUUUAAUAGAUCAACAACAAAUACCCAGCAGCAGUUCUUCCUCUCUUCCUCCUCCUCAAAAUAUUUGUGAGAGAACAACAACAGCAACAACAGUAGUAGAACGACAACAAAAACAAUAUUCAUUUUGUCGUUAUUUUCGUUGUUCUGCAAAAGUUAAAAUUGAACAAUUGAAACGAUUACUAGAAUCUAAAUUGGCAAUGUCUAAUUUUUAUGGUGUUUAUUUUGUUGAUCCAAAAUUGAAAUUUGUUUUGGAAGAUGAUUUUAGUUUGGAGGAUGUCGUUCAAUUAUUUAGUUGGUCAAGAAAAUCACCUCUUCGAUUAAAUUUUACAUUAGCUCAAUUACCCCCAAAAGAAGAUGAAAAUCGUCAACCAGCUUAUGAAGAUAUGCCACAAUUAGAUUUGGAGAGUGGUCCAAUGGAAUUACCUCAACAAGUAUCACCAAUUAUUACAACAACAACAAUAAAAUGUCAAAAUAAUUUAAAUGAAAUUCCAAUACAAGGACAAGAAAAAAUUGAAAAAGAAGAAAAAUUAAUAAAAGAAAAAUCUGUUGGGAUAAAUGAAGGAAAAAAUAAUAUUGGAGGUGAAGGAGAUGGUGCCGUUCAAAAAACCGCUUCAUUAUCUUUGCUUUCACCUCCUUCUGUUUGUAUUACUUCUUCACAAUCAUCCUCAAUUUCAGCUUCUUCUUUUCAUCAAUCUUCUUCUCAACAUCAACAACAACAAAAUCAAACAACAAAAAUAAAUUUAUCAAAAAAUAUUAUUCGUUCAUCAACACAAUCACCUCCAAAUUCUACAAAAACAACAAUUGCAAGACUUUCAACUGCUGGUGUUUCUCCUCUACGUCCGGUAACUUCUUUAAUUUCUCCACCACCAACAAAUAAUGGAACUUUGACAAAUAAUAAGAAACGUCAACGAAAUUUUUCUUCAUCCUCGCCAAAUAUUAGACCUAAAAAGGUACAAAAACAACAAGAAAAAUCUAUUAAAAUUGAUGGAGGAAAUAAUAACUGUGAACAAACAACAACAAAUCCUACAAAUGAAAUAAGAGCAAAUUUAACUGCUGGGGGUAGUGGUGGUGGUCAACAACAAAAGACUCCUGCCGGUGAAGGGAAAAGUCCGCGUAUAUUGAUUGAAACACAAUCUGUUCAACAACAAAUACCUCCGGUUGUCAACCUUCCUAGUGCUACCUCUAAGGCGGAAACAACAACAACAAUAACAACUAGCAGCAAUACAAAAACUAACAACAAAAAUACCUCUGAAAAUAAAACUACAAAAACAAGAACAUAUAAUCGGUCUAAACCAAAUAAAAAGCAACAAGAACAACAACAACUUCAAACAGUAUCUGAAACACAACAACAACCACCACCAGCACAACAAUUUCAAACACCUCAGCAACAAAUAUUUUCCAAUAAUAAUAAUCAUUUAAACAAUUUUUCUGCUACUUUUCAAAAUCAAUUUGAAGCUUUUGUUGCUGCAAAUACUACCCAUCAACAACAGCAACAACAACAAUAUGCUCAAAUAAGUUAUAUGCAAAAUAUGUUUCAACAAUUUCAACAAUAUCAACAGCAACAACAAAAUAGACAGCGAAAUCAACAACAAAUUCCUCAACAAACAUAUGAACAGCAACAACAAUUUGCUUUAUUCGCACAACAACAGCAGCAACAACAAUUAAGUCCUCAACAGAUUCGUGUAAUGCAACAAAUGUUGUGUGCUAUGGGAAUGAUUGCAAGUGUUGGUGGUGGUGGUAGUGGAAUUCCUCCUUUUUCUUCAGAACAACAGCAACAACAAAUUUCUCUUCUUUCUCCUCCUCAACAACAAAAUUUAUUUCCAACAAUUACAAACCACCAACAAUUAAAUGGGAAUACACCAACAAAAAAUAAAAAGGCAACAACAACAAUUUCUCUUUCUAAACAAAAAUUUAAUUCGUCUAAUGGGACAAAGCAACAACAACAAAUUGUUCCAUUAAAUAAUACAUUUUCACAACAAUCAACAACAACAACAAUAUUUGGAGAAAAUAAUUGUUCAAAUCAAUUGACGAAUAAUAAUAUUAAAAAAGUUUCAACAAUUUCUAGUUGA
This is a messenger RNA of Meloidogyne enterolobii, 2679 nucleotides long. The record is from the annotation of a GenBank genome assembly. NCBI's taxonomy places the organism in Eukaryota, Metazoa, Nematoda, Chromadorea, Rhabditida, Meloidogynidae.